Molecule: messenger RNA, 184 nt
Organism: Racocetra fulgida
Lineage: Eukaryota; Fungi; Glomeromycota; Glomeromycetes; Diversisporales; Gigasporaceae
Source: the annotation of a GenBank genome assembly
AUGUCGUGGCAAACAUAUAUUGACGAUACUCUCCUCGGAUCCGGCAAGAUCGCCCAAGCUGCCAUUUAUGGUCUUGAUGGUACUUUGUGGGCAUCUUCUGCAGGCUUCAAUCCGAGUGCCGAAGAAGUCAAAACUAUCAUCGAGUCCUUUAAUGAUGUCCAAAAAGUUCAAGCAAAUGGAAUAC